AAGAUGUUCUGAUCUGGCGCUGUCUCCGUGGGACUGAGGCAGAUCCAGAGGGCACGACCUGGCUGGAGCUCAGAGCAGAGGUCCCGGGCCAGCCAGGUCCUCAGCUGGAGUCAUGGCAGCAGAAGCCAAUGAAGCAUCCACAGUUACUCCCAGGUCGGAAGCUGAAGGGCCCCCAUCAAAGGAGGCCCUCAGCCCUACCCCGCCUGGCCUGACAGAUCUACCUCAGAAGGUGACCCAGCCUGACCUCCCACCUCCAAACUGGCACCGAGAGAAGCCCAGGAAGAGUAGUCGCGUUCUCAAGGAGCUGGGCGCUGUCCACGUGGUCAUCGCUCUGGUGUACUUGUUCAUUGGAGGUUACCUGGUGGCUGCCGUCCAGAACCUUCACCUGGUGGUCCAGAAGUGUUGGUAUCCCUUCUGGGGGGCUGCCUCUUUCCUCAUUUCCGGGAUCUUGGCAAUAACAAUGGAGUCGUUUCAGAAAAAUUAUCUGAAGAUGUGCCUCGUAGCAAACUCCAUCAGCUUCAUCUGUGUGCUGGCUGGCCUCUUUGUCAUUGCCAAGGACCUCUUUCUGGAGACUCCGUUUGAGUUCCCUAUCUGGAAACCGUACCCCAAUGAUACUGUCCGCAUCCAGAGGCUAGUGCUGGCCCUCCUCUGUGUCACCUGUGUGGAGGUCUUCCUUCCAGGGCUCAUGGCUGUCAUGGCAUACAAGGAUGCCCGCCUGUCUGCAGAGGAGGAUGACCUGUCCCUUGUCCCUGACUCACCAUUGGAGCUCAAGGAGCAGUCAAUGAUGCCUCCACCAUCCUACGAGGACGUCACUCAAGGCGACCUGUAGGACGAGCAGGAGAGGAGGUGAAGAGGCCCUGGGAUCCCCACACUGUCCAAAUUCACCCCAUCUCCCUGGCUGAUAUGAACUGGUUCCAAGGGGCAGUUAUCAGGAAGGGGCAAACAAUGUCACUGCUAGAAAUGUCUGCCCCAUGCUGGUAGCCGAGCCAAGGACCCAGCCCAGCCCCUCAUCCCAGAAGGAAUCUCCAGGCCCCCACCCACUGUAACAUUUCUGCUGGACCAGAGCACAGCCGGGUGCUGCCCACCCACCUGGCCAGCCCCAGGAGUGGACCUCUGGGCCAGCAACCCCCGGCACCCUCUUCACCAGUCUGCUUCCCCCAGUCAGUGAUGGGUGCUCUGGGAGCCUGUCCACAUGGGGCUGUGAGUGGAGCCACAGAAGGUCCCUGAGAACCCAGGGAGGCACCGUCUCCCCUCAACUCAUCCUACCGAGAGGUCUCUGCAAGAACUUGGGCACCUGAAUCCCUGGAUUCCAGGGUGGGUGGGGAUGGGAUGGGUGGCAGCAGAGGCACUGAGUCAGACAGAAACUGACCAGCUCUUCCCACCAAACCGUCAAUGUUUCUCCCUGCCCCUCCCUCUCCCCACCCAGGCCUCAGUGCCUCCAUCUGGACAAUAAGGUGGUGGGCAGGUGAGGUGAUCCAGCUGGAAAGCUCUGAAAUCAGAGACAAGUUCAGAAUCCCAGCUGUGACAGGUUAUCGUGAAGUUUCAGCCUCAAAAUUCUGCACCUACUUGGGCUGAGUGAAUGAGGUGGGGGGUGGGAAGAGACCCACCUUUCUCAUUUCCCAAAUUUCAGUCAUCCAGGAACAGUCUUCAUGAGUUUGCUUUACUGUACUGUAUUCCAUUUGUUUCCUUAAAUUGCCU
Messenger RNA from Cervus elaphus (red deer), 1698 nucleotides. It is a transcript of the gene MS4A10, whose product is annotated as membrane spanning 4-domains A10. Gene Ontology annotation, cellular component: plasma membrane. Lineage: Eukaryota; Metazoa; Chordata; Mammalia; Artiodactyla; Cervidae. Gene Ontology annotation, biological process: cell surface receptor signaling pathway. The record is from RefSeq and is a predicted model, not a curated record. Bases 113 to 829 code for a protein of 238 amino acids. The transcript is spliced from 7 exons.